CUAAAAUUACAGAGCGAUCGCAGAUCGCACCACCGAAAAACUCUAUCUCCGCCAAAUCCAAAUCCCUAAAUCCCCAAAUCCAAGCGGCAUCCUUUGACUCACGACGCCCUAUUCGGAUCCUGAUUGAUAUACGCCUUUCUAUUCUGAACCGAUGGCCUGAUUUUCGAAUCCAUCGACCACUUGCGAAAAAAAUAUUAAUUUCGAGCUCGAGCAUCUUCUGAUUCAUCCAAGUCGCUGAGGUUCACUGUUUUGGACUAAUUGAAAAACUUAGGAAUCAGUAAUUUUUAAUUGAAUAAAGUCAUAGUAUUGAUUAGCUUGGUUUGUUCGAGCUCAAUUUUGAGUUUUCUGACGGUUCGGCCGAAGAAGAGCUGCCAUUUGGCGUCGCUAGUGUGUUGCGGGUAUGGGCGUUUGAAGCUCAAUUUUGGUGUGGAGAGUGCUGUCGCUGUGGGAUUCUUAGUCGAUAACGAAUUUUCUAUUGCUCUCAGACUUUUAAAUGGCUAGCGUCGAUCCAUUCAAUCGCCUGGUGAGACUAACUGCCCGGGCAUUCUAUGAUGAUAUAACGACGAAGGGUGAAAACCAGCAGAGGCCUGGGAGAAGUGAUAACAGAGGGAUUGCUGUUGUCAUUCUUGAUGCUCUUACUAGACGUCAGUGGACUAAGGAGGAAGAUUUGGCUAGGGACUUGAAACUUCACACAAAGCAACUACGUCGGACUCUGAGAUUCUUCGAAGAAGAAAAACUGGUCACUCGUGAUCAUCGCAAGGAGACCUCCAAAAGUGCAAAGAUGUUCAAUGCUGCCGUGGCUGCCACAGUGGAUGGUCAAAAAAAUGGAAGAGACGACGAGAAGCAAAAGUUGCAAACUCAGUCAUAUUGUUGCUUAGAUUAUUCACAGAUAUAUGAUGUUGUCAGAUACAGAUUACGUCGCAUGAGGAAGAAGUUGAAGGAUGAACUGGAGAGCAAAAACACAGUUCAGGAAUAUAUAUGCCCAGACUGCAACAAAAGAUACAACGCCCUUGAUGCACUCCGGUUGAUCACCCCAUACGAUGAGUACUUUCACUGUGAAAGCUGCAAUGGAAUCCUUGUGGCUGAGAGUGACAAGCUGGCUGCUCAAGAAAUGGGCGAUGGGGAUGAUAAUGCAAGCAGACGUCGGCUUGAUAAACUAAAGGACAUGCUAUCAAAGAUGGAGGUACAGCUCAAACCACUGAUAGAUCAACUCGGGAGAGUUAAGGAUUUGCCUGUGCCUGAACUUGAAGGUCUUCAAGCUUGGCUAGUUCGAAAGGCUACUCAACAAGCUGCAAAUGGAGAUCAUAAUACCAAUGACCCUAACAGAUAUAUGAAUGGAGGUUUUGGUGGGACUCCAAUGCCUUAUGUUGGGGAGACUAAGGUUGAAGUUGCAUUUUCUGGUGCGGAUGACAAAGGUGAUGUUAAAUCAAUCAAUGCGAGUACACCUAUGAAGGUUUUGCCUCCAUGGAUGAUCAAGCAAGGAAUGAAUCUUACAAAAGAACAACGUGGAGAGACCAGUCAAGAGACAAAGAUGGGUGGCAGUUCAGUAGCUUUGGAGAGUACCGAUGACAAGAAGGCUGUAGCUUUAGAUGAGGACAAAAAUAAUAUACAGAAUGAAUAUGUCAGAGCCUAUUAUGCUGCUGUACUUGAGAAGCUCCAUCCUGAAAAAGAAGAAAAUAUCAAGAGAGAAGCAGAAUCACCUAAUGAUGUCAUCACCAGUGAAAUGUACGACGCACCAUCUGAGCGUCAAGUAGGCAUGAAGUCAAAACGUGAAGAUGAAUUUGAAGGAGAUGAUAUUGAAUGGGAGGAUGGGCCAUCUACAGGUAACACUUCAGAUCACUUUAAAGUUCACGACUUGAAUGUAGAAGCAGAAGCUACUCAAGAUGACGAGGAUGAAAACGACUGGGAAGACGGAUGAGGACCAUCAAGGCAACCCUUGCAGUUCAACGAGUUUCUCUACUUCGCAGCUUCAUUUCCCAACCCAAAUGGCUCAAUUUUAGAACUCAUUCAGCCGUGUUCUUUGAGUUAUUCGAUUGUUGAUGCGUUGCUGGAGGUAUAGUGAAAAAGACCAAGAUAUUGGUAUUGAGAAAAACUGAUACCCCCUCCUACAUAGAUGAAUUUACAUUUCGAUUGUUUUAUUUUCAUGUUCUUGUUUUUGCUUAGGGUGAUAUAUAUAUUCGCAUCAAGAAACUGUACACAAAAGGAAGAUGCCAUAGCUGAGUUAACAGUGUUAAAAAAAGGAAUUUAAGUGUAUUUCUCGUAUUUUGAGUUUUGAUAUAUACUCUAUUUUAUCAAUGAUAAAUUGUUACUUAUAUGA
Salvia splendens (bonfire salvia) is the source of this 2317-nucleotide messenger RNA. RefSeq names its product transcription initiation factor IIE subunit alpha. Gene Ontology annotation, cellular component: transcription factor TFIIE complex. The record is from RefSeq and is a predicted model, not a curated record. The transcript is spliced from 10 exons. Gene Ontology annotation, biological process: transcription initiation at RNA polymerase II promoter. Lineage: Eukaryota; Viridiplantae; Streptophyta; Magnoliopsida; Lamiales; Lamiaceae. Bases 494 to 1918 code for a protein of 474 amino acids.